Oryza sativa Japonica Group (Japanese rice) is the source of this 2638-nucleotide messenger RNA. RefSeq names its product probable receptor-like protein kinase At5g18500. The record is from RefSeq and is a predicted model, not a curated record. Gene Ontology annotation, molecular function: protein kinase activity; ATP binding. Gene Ontology annotation, biological process: protein phosphorylation. Lineage: Eukaryota; Viridiplantae; Streptophyta; Magnoliopsida; Poales; Poaceae.
ACAGCGCGAGUAUGUCAUCUCAAAAUAAUAAAAAAGAAAAAAAAAGAGGAAACACAGACACAGACAGAGCGACUGCGCGAGCUCCAGCAGGGAAGCCGUCGGCAGAGACUCCAGCAAACGGACGGCGCCGCAGCCUCCGCCAGGCGGCAGUGGGAGCAGGCAGCAGCUGCAAGGUGGCGGCCUCAAGCGGAGGCGAGCAGUCUCAGGGAAACCAAGCUCGCCGCCGUCGUCCCCAUUCUUCCGUCGCAGAUUUCGCUGUGACUGGUUCCUUGUGAUUGAAUCCAUAGGAACCGAACCCAAAUCUUGGAAUUGUUUUUGCAGUGCAAGUCUAAUCCUCGGGAGGAAAAAAAAAGAAAGCGUAAUAAGGUUGGUUUCUUCUCCAUCACUCCCAUCACCUACCGACCUCACAUGAUAACUCCUCUCCUCCUGCCGCCGCUGCUGCCACACUCCACCACUAUCGUCGUCUUCUUAUCACCCCUACCUCACCUGCAGUCCUGCACCAAGCAAGCAAUCUCCAAAGUGCAAGCUUUCUCUUCUUCCUGCGUCUGGAUCUCGCUCAGGUUUCCCCUCUGCCUGCCACUCCCCAUGGCUCUGGAUUCAGGUCGCUCUUCAGCAUUCACUACCGUAUUCACUUCUUGAAGGCCAAUUUCUGGUUCCUCACCAUUGUAUCCAAUAAAGGUACUUGAUGAUCCGAAGAUGUCGUCAAACUCCACUCUAACAGACUCUCUUCAUGAGAGAACAAUUGUUUUUGGCCUGAAACUUUGGGUUGUAAUUGGGAUAUCUGUUGGAGCAUCCCUACUUGGUGUUCUUCUCAUCCUUAUUGUAUGCCUCACCAUACAAACUUGGAUCAAACGGUCACGUAGGACAUUCAAGGAAAUUCCAAUUACCCAAAUACCUUCUGCAUCCAAAGAUAUCAAGGAAGUGAGGGCAGUGGAGGAAUUUUUGCCCAAUGAUUUCGUUGUACAUGAUGGACUUCUACUCGCCAUUCAGAAUGAACCUGUUGAACCAGUGGAUAAAGAUGUGAAUCAGUUUGCUCAAGAGGACAAGACGAUACAAGGAGAAGAUAACAGUUCUUCUGUUCCUCUUCAUUAUGUGGACAACUAUGAUGGAAUUCAAUCUGUUUCCACAUGUGAACAGUCUUCCUCGCAUGCUCCCGCCGACUCUGUUCCCUUGCCAGGCUUACCUGAGUUCUCUUACCUUGGCUGGGGUCAUUGGUUCACUCUCAGGGAUCUGGAACUUGCAACCAACUGUUUUUCAAAGGAUAAUGUAAUUGGUGAGGGUGGGUAUGGUGUUGUCUACCGUGGCAGAUUAUCAAAUGGCACCCCAGUGGCUGUCAAAAAAAUCCUUAACAAUCUAGGACAAGCUGAGAGAGAAUUCAGAGUGGAAGUUGAAGCAAUUGGUCAUGUCCGACACAAGAAUUUGGUUCGCCUUUUGGGGUACUGUGUUGAAGGCACUCAAAGGAUGCUUGUGUAUGAGUAUGUCAACAAUGGGAAUCUUGAAAGUUGGUUACAUGGAGAGUUAUCCCAAUAUAGUUCUCUCACUUGGCUAGCGCGCAUGAAAAUUCUUUUGGGUACUGCAAAGGCCCUUGCUUACUUACAUGAGGCAAUUGAACCAAAAGUUGUGCAUCGUGAUAUCAAGGCCAGUAAUAUAUUGAUUGAUGAUGAGUUUAACGCCAAAAUAUCUGACUUUGGUUUGGCCAAGAUGCUAGGUGCUGGUAAAAGUCAUAUUGCUACUCGAGUUAUGGGUACUUUUGGCUAUGUUGCGCCCGAGUAUGCUAACAGUGGACUUUUGAAUGAAAAGAGUGAUGUCUACAGUUUUGGGGUGGUUCUGCUGGAAGCUAUUACAGGUAGAGAUCCCAUUGACUAUGAUCGCCCUCCAGAUGAGGUAAACCUAGUUGACUGGCUUAAAAUGAUGGUUGCCAACAGACGAUCAGAAGAAGUUGUUGAUCCAAACCUGGAGAGAAGACCAUCGACAAAGGAGCUCAAACGUGCCCUUUUGACAGCUCUGAGGUGCAUCGAUUUGAAUUCUGAGAAGAGACCAAGGAUGGACCAGGUGGUCCGGAUGUUGGACUCUAAUGAACCCAUUCCUCAAGAGGAAAGAAGACAACGACAGAACCACAUCUCUAAUAAUUCAGAAACCGAGCCAUUAAGAGGCAAGAGCAGCAGCGGCAAGAGUGAUGCCCCUGAAAAUGAGAUGAGGCCACCUCGGUAUAAGAAUCGAUCAUUUCCCCCCAAGUGAAAAGUGAAAAGCAUACUAGAGUGGAAGUUAUGGAGUUACCUGCGAUGCUCUCAAUACAUAAUGAAUUGGUCAAUUGUUUUGUUUCUCUUUUAUUAUUUCUCUUCACCUGAUCAAUUUUUUUGUUCCCUGGGAGGCUGGGGGAGCGGCCAUUGCUGUUACACAUAUUUGUAUAUUUCUUGAAACAUGUACAGUGCUGGUGUGUGAUACAUGUACAGUAGUUUGUGUGUGAUAGAUAGUUGAAGGAUGCACAUGAGAGCAUAAAAGCUAUUAUUUAGAAGCUAGUGGCUGGUAUGGUUGCUGGUGUGAGGAAGUGCAUGAAGAAACCAAUGAAAUAACUUUUUCAUAUUUUCUGUAUACUCUAAGAGUAUAAAGAGGCAAAUGAAAGAAAAAUUGACUUUCA